Messenger RNA from Corylus avellana, 1072 nucleotides. RefSeq names its product DCL-like protein. Gene Ontology annotation, cellular component: chloroplast. The record is from RefSeq and is a predicted model, not a curated record. NCBI's taxonomy places the organism in Eukaryota, Viridiplantae, Streptophyta, Magnoliopsida, Fagales, Betulaceae. Gene Ontology annotation, biological process: chloroplast rRNA processing; chloroplast organization.
CCACAGCCGAAACCCUUCUUCUAGUUGGACAAAAUUAACAUGUGCAAAAACUGAAAGUUCAAAGCUGCAGCAAAAUAGCAAGCAGAGCAUGGGCACAGCCAUGGCUUCCAUAUCUAAGCCACUGCCACGUGUCCACCUCCCCUCGAACCCUAUCCCUCUCCGCUUCUCAGCUGUAAUCCUAUCGUUCCCUUCCUUCCCAGCGGCGUCGUUUCCCCGACAUCUCCGAGCCAUUAAAACCGGACCGGACGGUUUCGGCUCGGACUUGCUAAGGAAGCCUAUUAUUUCGCAGGACAAGGACGUGGGCGGGAUUUCGGAGGAAGACGAGGAGAGCCAGGGGAAGAGGGAGUACGAGGACGGGGACGAAGAGAAAUGGGUGGACUGGGAGGACCGGAUUUUGGAGGACACGGUUCCUCUGGUCGGCUUUGUUAGGAUGAUCCUUCAUUCUGGAAAAUAUCAAAGUGGAGAUAGAUUAAGUGCAGAGCAUGAGAAAACCAUUCUUGACAGGCUGCUUCCAUUCCAUCCUGAAGCUGAAAAGAAGAUUGGAUGCGGAAUUGACUAUAUCACAAUUGGGUAUCAUCCUGAAUUCGAAAGGUCACGCUGUUUGUUCAUAGUUCGAAAGGAUGGAGAGUUGGUUGACUUUUCUUACUGGAAAUGCAUAAAGGGCCUGAUCAAGAAGAACUAUCCUUUAUAUGCUGACAGUUUCAUUCUCAGACAUUUCCGACGGCAUAGGCGUAGUGUAUGAGGUGAGGGAGGUUAAUGGAAAAGGUGGAUUGAAAGCUGUGGGACGAUUUGACCGAACUCGAUCGGAAAAAGGAGGAAUUCCAGUUGAAAGAGGUUGACCUCCAUGCGUUUCUUCUAUUACAAUCAUCUUCCCACCGAGCCUCCUUUCUUCUCGGUCCACAGGGACGAAAUCUUGGAUUGUUGUACAACUAUCCACACCUGUAAGUUACAUUUGUCAAAUAUUGUAUGUAUUAUCAAAAUCCAAAUGAUCCUGUAUUUGGCAGAGGACCUUUCCUGGAUUCAAAAGGAAUGAGGGUAAAGCUUUUUUCAGUGUUUUUAGGUUGGCCAUAGA